Molecule: messenger RNA, 1170 nt
Organism: Sodiomyces alkalinus F11
Lineage: Eukaryota; Fungi; Ascomycota; Sordariomycetes; Glomerellales; Plectosphaerellaceae
Product: 26S protease regulatory subunit 8
Exons: 2
Coding region: 1-1170 (389 amino acids)
Biological process (GO): proteasome-mediated ubiquitin-dependent protein catabolic process
Cellular component (GO): proteasome regulatory particle, base subcomplex
Molecular function (GO): ATP binding; ATP hydrolysis activity; proteasome-activating activity
Source: RefSeq, a predicted model, not a curated record
AUGGCCCUCGAUAGCUAUUACCAGAACAAAAUUGAGGCGAUGAAGCUUGAGAUUCUCAAGGGUCAAGCUGUCCUCCGUCGUCUCGAGGCUCAAAGGAAUGAUUACAACUCCAGGGUCCGGUUAUUGCGGGAGGAGCUCGGUCUGCUACAACAACCAGGAUCCUAUGUCGGUGAGGUUGUGAAGGUCAUGGGCACAAAGAAGGUGCUGGUCAAAGUACAUCCGGAAGGCAAAUAUGUUGUCGACGUUUCGGACAGCGUGGACGUCUCCAAGCUCACCGUAGGAAAACGGGUCACCCUACUAUCCGACUCAUACAAGCUUGAAAAGAUCCUCCCGUCCUCGGUCGACCCCCUCGUCUCUCUCAUGAUGGUCGAAAAAGUCCCCGACAGUACUUACGACAUGAUCGGCGGCCUCGACCAACAAAUCAAGGAAAUCAAAGAGGUAAUCGAGCUCGGCCUCAAGCACCCGGAACUCUUCGAGUCCCUCGGCAUCGCCCAGCCCAAGGGCGUGCUCCUCUACGGCCCCCCCGGUACAGGCAAGACCCUGUUGGCCCGCGCCGUCGCCCACCACACCGACUGCAAGUUCAUCCGCGUCUCCGGCUCCGAGCUCGUACAAAAGUACAUUGGCGAAGGUUCCCGCAUGGUGCGCGAACUCUUCGUUAUGGCGCGCGAGCACGCCCCCUCCAUCAUUUUCAUGGACGAGAUCGACUCCAUCGGCUCCUCCCGCGUCGAGGGCUCCUCCGGCGGCGACUCGGAAGUCCAACGCACCAUGCUCGAGCUCCUCAACCAGCUCGACGGUUUCGAGCCCACGAAGAACAUCAAGGUCAUCAUGGCCACGAACCGCCUCGACAUUCUCGACCCCGCCCUCCUCCGCCCCGGCCGUAUCGACCGCAAGAUCGAGUUCCCGCCCCCGAGCGUCGAGGCCCGCGCCGACAUUCUCCGCAUCCACUCGCGCAAGAUGAACCUCACCCGCGGCAUCAACCUCACCAAGAUCGCCGAGAAGAUGAACGGCUGCUCCGGCGCCGAGCUCAAGGGCGUCUGUACCGAGGCCGGCAUGUACGCCCUCCGCGAGCGUCGCGUCCACGUCACCCAGGAAGACUUUGAGCUCGCCACCGCCAAGAUCCUCAACAAGCACGACGAUAAAGAAAUUUCCCUUGGCAAGCUCUGGAAGUAA